Lizanozyma spartinae is the source of this 1020-nucleotide messenger RNA. RefSeq names its product ubiquitin domain-containing protein DSK2. Gene Ontology annotation, molecular function: polyubiquitin modification-dependent protein binding. The record is from RefSeq and is a predicted model, not a curated record. Gene Ontology annotation, biological process: ubiquitin-dependent protein catabolic process. The coding region runs from base 1 to 1020 and encodes 339 amino acids. Gene Ontology annotation, cellular component: cytosol. The transcript has a single exon. Lineage: Eukaryota; Fungi; Ascomycota; Pichiomycetes; Serinales; Debaryomycetaceae.
AUGUCUACCGAUAAGAUUUCUAUUCACAUCAAGGGUUCUGGGUCUGCCAAGUACGAUUUUGAAAUCGAUCCCACCAUCACGGUGUUGGAGUUAAAGGAACUUAUUUCCGAACCAGCUUCAGUUACGUCCGAUUGUCAAAGGCUAAUCUACUCGGGGAAAGUAUUAAAGGAUACCGAGACUAUUGCUUCUUAUAAGGUUCAAUCAGGUCACACGAUUCAUUUGGUUAAGAGAAAUGCAAGUGCUGCUAGUGCUAGUGCUCCAGGUACUGCAACUGCAAGCAACACAACAGGGGCUGCUACCACCAAUACAUCAGAAACCAACAAUAAUGUACCUUCAAAUAUUGCUGCUGGUGUUGGUGCCUUCAAUCCUAUGGCCGAUUUAACUGGUGCCCGUUAUGCUGGAUUCGGAGCCCAUUUGCCCCAAUUUGAUGCUUCUAUGUUUAACGAUGCUGAUCCUGAUCAAAUAACAAACAUGAUGUCUAAUCCUCAAUUCCAACAAUCUUUGAAUGCCAUGUUGGAUAACCCACAGAUGUUAGAUUAUAUGAUAAACCUGAACCCUCAGCUAAGAGCCAUGGGUCCUCAAGUAAGAGAAUACUUCCAGAGUCCUAUGGCAAGACAAUUAUUGACUAACCCUGAAGCUAUGAGAUCCAUGAUGUCUUUGCAAAGAGCUUUGGGUGGUGGUGCAGGUGGUGCAGGUGGUGCCUCUGCGUUUCCUGCCCCUGGUAAUACUACUGCUAGUGAAGAUACUACUAGUUCUGGUGCUCAAGCUAAUGCGGGUUCUGCUCAAGCUAAUCCUUUUGCUAGUCUUGGAUCACUAUUCCCGCCAGCUGGUGGCUUCGAUUUCCCAUCAGCUUCCCCAGCAGCUCCUGCGGAUACCAGACCUCCAGAAGAAAGAUUCGAGACCCAAUUAGGUCAAUUGAACGACAUGGGAUUCUACGAUUUCGACCAGAAUGUCGCAGCCUUAAGAAGAACCGGUGGUAGUGUCCAAGGUGCCAUUGAAUAUUUGUUGAAUAACCCGUAA